ACAUGCGUCGGGCGUUGGCGGGAUUUGUCCGCGUGCGCUUUCCCGCUCCCGCCCGCCCUGCGCUCAGCGCGCCUGGGACCUCCCGUUGGUCUUCAUCCACUCGCCCGGUGCUGGUUCCCUGGCGCUCCGCACGUCCCUCCUUCUCCCCAGUUCCUUCUAGAGCCCAAGCCCCGCCCGUUUCCCGCCUCCUGGGCCUGGUUCGUUCCCGCCCCAGCCCGUCCCUCUCUAAGCCCCUGCUGCUUCUGCUGAAGGCAGAGGCUCCAUGUUGACCCCUCAGCAAGCGGUAGCUGCUGCCUCGGGAGGAGCAGGUGAUGCCAUGGAGAGUAGAAAGCCUGGUCCAGUGCAGAUUGUUUUGGUUCAGAAAGACCAACAUUCCUUUGAGCUAGAAGAGAAAGCCUUGGCCAGCGUCCUCUUGCAGGACCACAUUCGAGACCUUGAUGUGGUGGUGGUGUCGGUGGCUGGUGCCUUCCGAAAGGGCAAGUCCUUCUUUCUGGACUUCAUGCUCCGAUACAUGUAUUCCCAGAAGGAAGGUGGCCAUUCAAAUUGGUUGGGUGACUCAGAAGAACCAUUAACAGGAUUUUCAUGGCGAGGGGGCUCUGACCCAGAAACCACUGGGAUUCAGAUCUGGAAUGAAGUUUUCACUGUGGAGAAGCCAGGUGGAAAGAAGGUUGCAGUUGUUUUGAUGGAUACCCAGGGGGCAUUUGACAGCCAGUCCACUGUGAAAGAUUGUGCUACCAUUUUUGCUCUAAGCACCAUGACCAGUUCUGUUCAGAUAUAUAAUUUGUCCCAGAACAUUCAGGAAGAUGAUCUUCAACAGCUACAGCUCUUUACAGAAUAUGGUCGUCUGGCAAUGGAUGAGAUUUUCCAAAAACCCUUCCAGACACUAAUGUUUUUGGUUCGAGACUGGAGUUUCCCUUAUGAAUACAGCUAUGGACUACAGGGAGGAAUGUCAUUUUUGGAAAAGCGUCUACAGGUGAAAGAACAUCAACAUGAAGAAAUUCAGAAUGUCCGAAAUCACAUCCAUUCAUGUUUCUCCAGUGUCACCUGUUUUCUCCUGCCACAUCCAGGACUCCAGGUGGCCACAAGCCCUGAGUUUGAUGGAAAAUUGAAAGAUAUUGCCAGUGAAUUCAAAGAGCAGUUACAGAUACUGAUCCCGUACGUAUUAAACCCAGCGAACUUAAUGGAAAAGGAGAUCAAUGGCUCAAAAGUCACCUGUCGGGGGCUGUUGGAGUAUUUUAAGGCAUAUAUUAAAAUUUACCAAGGAGAAGAUCUGCCUCACCCCAAAUCCAUGCUUCAGGCCACUGCGGAAGCCAACAAUUUAGCAGCUGCAGCCUCUGCGAAGGACAUUUAUUACAACAACAUGGAAGAGGUUUGUGGGGGAGAGAAACCUUACUUGUCUCCAGACAUUCUAGAGGAGAAGCACUGUGGAUUCAGGCAACUUGCUCUGGAUCAUUUUAAGAAGACCAAGAAGAUGGGUGGGAAGGAUUUUAGCCUUCGUUACCAGCAGGAGCUGGAGGAGGAGAUCAAGGAACUCUAUGAGAACUUCUGCAAGCAUAAUGGUAGCAAGAACAUCUUUAGCACCUUCCGAACCCCCGCGGUGCUCUUCACGGGCAUCGUGGCUUUGUACAUAGCUUCGGGCCUCACUGGCUUUAUCGGGCUCGAGGUUGUGGCCCAGCUGUUCAACUGCAUGGUUGGACUGCUGUUAAUAGCACUUCUCACCUGGGGGUACAUCAGGUACUCUGGGCAGUAUCGUGAGCUGGGCGGAGCUAUCGAUUCUGGUGCAGCAUAUGUAUUAGAGCAGGCUUCUUCUCAUAUUGGUAAUUCCACUCAGGCUGCUGUGAGGGAUGCAGUUGCUGGGAGAUCCCCCAUGGAUAAAAAAGCUCAAUAGCUUCUUAACAAGAGGAUCCAACAAGAACCCCGACCAGCCCCUGUUGAUUUCUGGGUUUCUGCUGCGGCCACACGUCCAGGUCCGGAGGAAUGCACAUCUGGGACCUUCUGGGAAGAGCUGGAACAUGGCACUAGUAAAAGAACAGAACUUCCCUGUGGUUUCAAAUUCUUCAACCCACUUCCAUUUCUGUUGGAAGCAUUUCUUUUCCUUGCUGAUGAUGUAGAUCCAAGCCUGUGUCUGUUUUCUUAUUACUCUCUGCUUUGUGCACUUUAUGGGGGGAAAAGCUAAAGGAAAAUACGGGAUGUGGAUUUAAGUCCUUUAUGUGCCACUUAGUGCCUUUUAA
This is a messenger RNA of Rhinolophus ferrumequinum (greater horseshoe bat), 2231 nucleotides long. RefSeq names its product atlastin GTPase 3 (gene ATL3). The record is from RefSeq and is a predicted model, not a curated record. Gene Ontology annotation, biological process: endoplasmic reticulum organization; protein homooligomerization. Lineage: Eukaryota; Metazoa; Chordata; Mammalia; Chiroptera; Rhinolophidae. Gene Ontology annotation, molecular function: GTP binding; GTPase activity. The coding region runs from base 263 to 1888 and encodes 541 amino acids. The transcript is spliced from 13 exons.